AUGUCAUCAUCAAGAAGACAGGUCCGGCGGGCAUGGGUCCUGCUGUGCUGCGUCCUGCUGGCGGCGUGGGAGGUGGCGUCGGGACAGCUGCGCUAUUCAGUGCCCGAGGAGAUGCCCAAGGGAUCCUUCGUGGGCGACUUGGCAAAGGAUCUGGGGCUGCAGAUGACAACGUUCAGUGACAGCGGCGUCCGCAUUUUGGACAAAGGUAGGACGCAGUAUUUCUCUCUGCACGAAAAGACGGGACAUUUGGUGACGGCGGAGAGGAUAGACAGGGAGCAGCUGUGCGAGAGUGAGCAGCAAUGUGUGCUGCGCUGUGAGCUGAUAGUGCACGGAGAAAUGAAAGUUUACGGAGUCGAAGUGGAGAUCAUGGACGUUAACGACAACCCUCCCCAGUUCCAAGAGGCAAAAAAAGAAGUGAGAGUGAGCGAGACGACAGCCCCAGGGUCGCGGUUUCCUCUGGCCAGGGCUCACGACCCGGACGCAGGGCCAAAUUCUCUCCUGAGCUAUGAGCUGAGCGGCGACGAGCACUUCUCGCUGGACGUGCAGGCGGGACCCGGCGGCUAUCGCCGUCCUGAGCUGGUGCUGGCCAAGGCACUGGACCGGGAAGAGACUGCGUUUCACGAGCUGUUGCUGAGGGCGAGGGACGGCGGGGAGCCGUCGCGGACGGGCACGGCGCGGAUCCUCGUGGUUGUGCUGGAUGCAAAUGACAACGCGCCCGUGUUUAGCCCAGCAGAGUACACGGUGCGUGUGCCUGAGGACGUGCCUGUGGGCUCCACCCUCGUCACCGUCACGGCCACCGACAACGACGACGGGGUGUACGGGGACGUGAAAUACUCAUUUCAAACAGUUGCUGUGAAAGCCUCUCAGAUUUUCCAGUUGAACUCUGACACGGGAGAAAUCAAACUGGUGCGAAGCCUGGACUUUGAGGAACGUGACUUCUACGAAUUAGAGGUACAGGCAGAAGACGGUGAGGGCCUUUCUGACACGGCAAAAAUCACCAUCACUGUGACAGAUGUUAACGACAAUGUACCCGAGAUUUCGGUGCAGUCCACUCUGAGCGAGAUCUCUGAGGACGCCCCUUCAGGGACGGUGAUGGCCUUGCUGCACGUGCAGGACCGGGACUCGGGAGCCAACGGCCAGGUGCGAUGCUCCCUGGACGCGGGAGUCCCUUUCCGUCUGGAGAAGUCGUUUGAGGAUUAUUACCGCGUGGUGACGACGAAGGAGUUGGACCGGGAGGAGGUGUCGGAGUACAACGUGACAGUAAGGGCGGCCGACGGCGGGUCGCCGUCUCUGUGGAGCAGCACCGUGCUGAACCUCAGGGUGCUGGACGUGAACGACAACGCGCCGGUGUUCAGCGAGGCGAGCUACAGCGCCCGGCUGCCCGAGAACAACGCGGCGGGCGCGCUGGUGCUGACGGUGCGGGCGCGGGACGCGGACUGGGGUCAGAACGCGCGCGUGCGGUACCGUCUGGGCGAGGGGCGGGUGCGUGGCGCGGCGCUGUCGUCGUACGUGUCGGUGCAGGCGGAGACGGGCGCGCUGUACGCGCUGCGCUCCUUCGACUACGAGGAGGUGCGCGAGGUGGGGCUGUGGGUGCUGGCGGAGGACGGCGGCUCGCCGGCGCUGAGCAGCAACGUGUCGGUGCGGAUCGUGAUCGUGGACGAGAACGACAACGCGCCGCAGGUGCUGUACCCGCCGGCGGCGGGCGUGUCCGGGUCCGGUGUCCGUGGCUGGUCGGGGGUGGAGCUGGCGCCGCGGUCGUCGGAGCCCGGGGCGCUGGUGGCCAAGGUGGUGGCGGUGGACGCGGACGCGGGGCAGAACGCGUGGCUGUCGUACGAGCUGGCCAAGGCGACGGAGCCGGGGCUGUUCCGCGUCGGGCUGCACAGCGGCGAGGUGCGCACUGCGCGCUUCCCGCUGGCCCGCGACGCUGCCCGGCAGAGCCUGGUGGUGCUGGUGAAGGACCACGGCCGGCCGGCGCUGUCGGCCACGGCCACGCUGACCGUGGUGCUGGCCGAGAGCGUGGCCGAGCUGCUGGCCGAGCUGGGCAGUGAGGCGGCGACGGCGGUGCCGGGCGAGGCGGCGGGCAGCCUGACGCGCUGGCUGGUGCUGGCCGUGGCGGCCGUCUCCUGCCUCUUCCUCGCCUUCCUCCUGCUGCUGCUGGCACUGCGCCUGCGGCGGUGGCGCCGCUCGCAGCUGCCUCCUCCUGCGGGCGGUGCCUUGCGCGGCGUCCCGGCCACGCACUUCGUGGGCAUCGACGGCGUCCGCGCCUUCCUGAGCUCCUACUCACACGAGAUGUCACUCACCGCCGAUUCACGCAAGAGCCAGCUCCGCUUGUCGCCCGGCAGCUGCUGCGACACCCUCCCUGCCCGCCCUCUGCCCUCUGAAACAUCGGGUGACCUAGUGCCUACGGGAGAUCACGUUGCCGAGAAUGCUGACCAAGUUUCCCUUCAGGGUGUCACUGUUGGCCAAGGCGGAGAAGCCGUUCCGCCCUUCCCCAUCCCCGGCGCCCGCGCAGUGCGGUUCCGCGCCGAGCGAAGAGGAGAGGAGAGCAGGAACUGCCCGAACACAGCCCGUCUUCCCACCAGCAACACGGAUUUCAUGUAUUUUGUGCCUCUCAGCACUGAUUCAGCUGCUCGGAAAACCUAA
Dryobates pubescens (Downy woodpecker) is the source of this 2643-nucleotide messenger RNA. RefSeq names its product protocadherin gamma-A10-like. The record is from RefSeq and is a predicted model, not a curated record. NCBI's taxonomy places the organism in Eukaryota, Metazoa, Chordata, Aves, Piciformes, Picidae. Gene Ontology annotation, cellular component: plasma membrane. The coding region runs from base 1 to 2643 and encodes 880 amino acids. The transcript is spliced from 3 exons. Gene Ontology annotation, biological process: homophilic cell-cell adhesion. Gene Ontology annotation, molecular function: calcium ion binding.